AUGACAUCUGUCUCGAAAGGCAUCCCCAGGAUGAUGCGCCCCACGCUCGCUCACAACUACCCCCGCACCGGCUUCCCUCUGGAAGUCUCCUCCCCGCUGGGACAGGGGCGUGUGAACCAGCUGGGAGGGGUGUUCAUCAACGGCCGACCCCUGCCCAACCACAUCCGCCACCAGAUCGUGGAGAUGGCCCACCACGGUGUCCGGCCCUGCGUCAUCUCCCGUCAGCUACGCGUGUCUCACGGCUGCGUGUCCAAGAUCCUGUGCCGGUACCAGGAGACGGGAUCCAUCCGGCCCGGGGCCAUCGGCGGGAGCAAGUCCAAGCAGGGCGCCGCUCCGGAUGGGGAGACACGGAUAGAGGAGUACAAGCGAGACAACCCAGGUAUGUUGAGCUGGGAGAGGAACUUACUGGAGGAGUGCAUGUGUGAGCGGUAGUUAGAGGACCCCUAGGGCUCCAUCAGUCGCAUCGUGCGCUGUAAGUUUGGCGGGAAGCUGGAGGAGGAGGAGGAGGAGGAGGAGGAGGAGGAGGAGGAGGAGGAGGAGGAGGAGGAGGAGGUGGAGAGCAAGGAGCUGGAGGAGAGCGAGCGGCGGGCCAAACACAGCAUCGAGGGGAUCCUGGGUGACAGAUCGAGCCUCUCUGACGACUGCUCGGAGGGGGAGUCGGAGCCCAGCCUGCCCCUGAAGAGGAAGCAGAGGAGGAGCCGCACCACCUUUACGGCGGAGCAGCUAGAUGAGCUGGAGCGUGCCUUCGAGAGAACCCACUACCCCGACAUCUACACCCGUGAGGAGCUGGCCCAGCGCGCCAAGCUGACAGAGGCCCGCGUGCAGGUCUGGUUCAGCAACAGGCGAGCACGCUGGCGUAAGCAGGCAGGAGCCAAUCAGCUCAUGGUGUUUAAUCAGCUGAUCCCAGGGGGGUUCCCGCCCUCAGCCAUGUCCGGGAUCCCCUCGUAUCAGCUGUCUGACAGCCCCUACCCAACCCCGUCACAAGGGUCCGAGCCCCCCCCCAGCACGGUGCACCGUCCCCAGCCGCUGCCCCCCUCCUCGGGGCACCAGGGCUCCGCAGGAGGGCAGGGGGACGGGGCCUACUGCCUGGCCCCCGCACGCCACUCCUUCUCUGGCUACUCGGACAGUUUCGGGGGCCCCCCCAACCCCAUGAACCCCCCGCUGGGGAGCGUACUGCCUCUGCAGGUGAUGGGUCUCCUGAACCCCGGCGGCACACCCCUCCAGCCCCAGAGCGAAUACUCCCUCUCCCCGCCCCCCACCAACUGCAGCCUGGGUAGCGGGUCGGUCUCCACGCCAAGCUCCCAGACCUACUGCCCGGCCUCCUACGGGGCCUACAGCGUGGACCACGUGGCCUCCUACCAGUAUGGCCAGUAUGGACAAGGUGCCCUUCCUUACCUGAGGCCUGAGAUCACCUAAGGACUUGGAGCGGACCUCAUGAGGAACACUCGCGCGUGUGCGUGUGUUUGUGUGCAUGUGCGUGAGUGUGCAUGUGUGUGUGUG
Gadus chalcogrammus (walleye pollock) is the source of this 1500-nucleotide messenger RNA. It is a transcript of the gene pax3b, whose product is annotated as paired box 3b. Gene Ontology annotation, biological process: regulation of transcription by RNA polymerase II; anatomical structure development. Gene Ontology annotation, molecular function: RNA polymerase II cis-regulatory region sequence-specific DNA binding; DNA-binding transcription factor activity, RNA polymerase II-specific. NCBI's taxonomy places the organism in Eukaryota, Metazoa, Chordata, Actinopteri, Gadiformes, Gadidae. The record is from RefSeq and is a predicted model, not a curated record.